This is a messenger RNA of Anguilla rostrata (American eel), 586 nucleotides long. RefSeq names its product hemoglobin anodic subunit alpha. Gene Ontology annotation, biological process: oxygen transport; hydrogen peroxide catabolic process. Gene Ontology annotation, molecular function: heme binding; oxygen carrier activity; oxygen binding. The record is from RefSeq and is a predicted model, not a curated record. NCBI's taxonomy places the organism in Eukaryota, Metazoa, Chordata, Actinopteri, Anguilliformes, Anguillidae. The coding region runs from base 68 to 499 and encodes 143 amino acids. The transcript has 3 exons. Gene Ontology annotation, cellular component: haptoglobin-hemoglobin complex; hemoglobin complex; blood microparticle.
ACAGCCCAUCCAGGAUAAGUUAGCCUUCUAUUUCUCGCACAGGUAGAAAGACUAUCAGAACGCAGCCAUGAGUCUUAGCGCGAAGGAUAUGGCCGUUGUGAAGGGCUUCUGGAACAAAAUAGCCCCGAAGGCUGAUGAAAUCGGCGGUGAAGCGCUGGGCAGAAUGCUGAGGGUCUUCCCCCAGACCAAAGCCUACUUCGCCCACUGGAAGGACACUUCCCCCACCUCUCCCGAGGUCAGGAAGCACGGUGCCCUCAUCUUGGCAACCAUCGGCGACGUCGUUAAUAGGAUUGAAAAUAUGACCAGUGCUUUGGGCAGCCUCAGCGAUCUGCACGCCUUCAAACUGCGCGUGGACCCUGCCAACUUCAAGAUCCUGGGCCACAACAUCAUGGUGGUCAUUUGCAUGACCUUCCCCAAUGAUUUCACACCCGAGGUGCACCUGUCCGUUGACAAAUUCUUCCAGAACUUCACUCUUGCUCUUUCCGAGAGAUACCGCUAAAAGCACGUUUCGGGCGUGUUCACAGCUCUGGAUGUCGUAUUUCCUGAACAAAAGAACCAGUCAAUUAAUAAAAAUGGCUCAAUAUUA